Molecule: messenger RNA, 951 nt
Organism: Mesorhabditis belari
Lineage: Eukaryota; Metazoa; Nematoda; Chromadorea; Rhabditida; Rhabditidae
Source: the annotation of a GenBank genome assembly
AUGGCCGUAGACGAAGCGAUGAGUAUUAAUGCCGUUAUGCAGGCUGGAAAUCAUCGAAUGCCGUUCGCGAUACACGAGAUUUUAGGACUCUCCGGAAUGUCCCCAAAUGGCUAUCUUCCCCCAAGUGCCUACUGUUCUCAAGGAUUUUUCCCUCAACAGGGCUUUCCUAUGGAUUUGCAAUGCCAAGGAUUUGAUCGAACACUUUGCAACGAAUCAAUGGCACCGAGUCAAAUGCCAAGUUCUCGAAUGGAUUAUCUUUUACCAGGAGGCCAAUCGUUACCUGGGGAUGAUGUCGGCACAACGAGUGGUAAGAUUACCAAAAGGAAAAAGCGGCGACAUCGAACUAUUUUCACCCAAUACCAAAUUGAUGAGCUCGAAAAGGCGUUUCAGGAAGCUCACUACCCCGACGUUUAUGCUCGAGAAAUUCUUGCGGCAACAACUGAUCUUCCAGAAGAUAGGAUUCAGGUAUGGUUUCAAAAUCGUCGAGCAAAGUGGAGAAAAACGGAGAAAACAUGGGGGAAAAGCACAAUCAUGGCGGAAUAUGGCCUAUAUGGCGCCAUGGUUAGACAUUCUUUGCCUCUACCGGAAACUAUCACAAAAGCCGCCGAUCCAGCAGACCCCGAUCAAUCUCCAGCGCCUUGGCUUUUAGGUAUGCACAAGAAAUCUAUGGAGGCCGCCGCUCACUUAGAUGCUGUCGAUAAAGUUUGUGAAGCCUCCGAUUCGGAAUCAGACGAAGGAACCAUUCCCCACACCUUAUUGAUGGCAAAGAACGAAUCCUCGCGAAACAUGCUGGGAAAUGGAUCGGAAGUAAAAAGCAUGCCAACAACCCUACACUCCUCUCUAUCCAAUCCUCACAGCAUCAACAACUAUUCUGCAAUGCUCGGGACUCAUCUAGGGCUAAAUACGGAUGCUACUGGAAACUUUCUGCCAACGAAUUCUAAAUUAUACCAU